UUGAGUCUGAAUUAACAAUUUGUACUUAUCGAAUGAAGUUUUUAAGAAAAGUAUAAAAUUUGAAAUGAAGUUAUUGACUUCAGUCGUAACUGUAGUCAAGACUCUAAUUUGAGGUAGAUCGAGAAUUUAAAGUUUAUGAGAUUUUGAAUUCUGAAGCUUUUGCGUUACUGAGUUCUAAAUUAAUCUACACAUGAAACGAAUGUUUAAUGAAAAUACAAUAUUUAAAAUAAAACUAGCUAAUGAGUUCUACUGAAACCGUAACCGAUACUAUAGCUACACCAAUACUCAAAUAGAUCAAAAAAGUUUAUGAAUUUUAAGUUCUAAGUUAAUAAUUUUAAUAUGUUAGUAGUGAAACUUUUAAAAUAAAUAUAAUAUCUGAAUCAAAAUUAUUAAGUUCUAUCGAAUUUUCACUCUCUCUCUUCAUUAUGUGUGUCCUUUCUCUCUCUAAAAUCUAUAAUGAUUUUCUGUGCCACAGUAACCAAAAGAAAAUUCUUCAUUUCUUCCAUUUGUCAGAUUAUAAUACACCACGUGCACUAAACAAAAUUUCGUAUAACCAUAUUUAAUUUACAAACCCUAAUCUUAUUUUUUUUUUAAUCAAGAAAAUUAAAUGCAUUUAUAUAAGUUAAAUGAUUUAUUUCUUUUAAAUAUUUCUCAUACAAAUGAUUGGUUAUAUUGACAUAUAUUACUAAAUUUUCUAGGUUCAUUUAUCAUUUUGUGCCUUUGAAAGUUGUAACAAGUACACAUCAAUUAUUACCAUAAAACAAGUACUUUUACAUAGGGAUCUUACCUUUUUUUAGUUAAAAAAGUUUUACCCUUAGAGCUAGGAAGAUUCAUUCUAUGAGUUCUCGAUGAAAAUUCUGUCUCCGUCACUGAUAUAGUAAUUUGUAAUUGUCGGUAGUAUAUAUUACAACCACAAUAGCAAUAUACACAGACCUUACUCUUACGUUUGUAGUGAAGAGAGGUUGAAUGUACACGGGCGGAACUAGCUUUGAGCUAGGAGUCAUCCGAACCCCCUCGAUAGAAAAUUACACUACUUAUAUAUGUAUGGUUUGAAAUUAUCUUUUAUGCAUAUAUAAUAGCAAGGGCGGACCUAUACAAAGCUUCAAACAAAGAGAUUAGUUUUUUGUUUUUUAUUGUGAGGAAAAAAAUGGCAUCAUAUUUUCAUGGAAAUUCAGAAAUCCAAACAGGAAAUGAUGGAUUGCAAACUUUAAUACUGAUGAAUCCUGGUUAUGUUGGAUUUUCUGAAACACAACAUCAUCAGCAACAACAACAACAACAAGGUGUCAGUAGUAACAACCUUAUUUUCUUCAACUCCAACACUGUUGGAAGUUCAAUAAACUUAUCUCACGCGCCGCCACCGCCACCGCCGCCUCCGUCUCAGCAGUUUGUCGGGAUACCUCUCACCACCGCGGCGUUCGCUGCGCCGUCCAGUUCAUCACAAGAGGGGGGUAAUAGUAACAAUGAUUCAAUAUCUGCACUUCAUGGGUUCCUAGCUCGAUCGACUCAGUAUGGUUUUUACAACCCGAGUAAUGAUAUUACAGCGGCGCGUGAUAUUACACGCGCUCAUCAACAAGGUCUUUCUCUUAGUUUGUCGUCGCAGCAGCCGGGUUUCGGGAACUUUAAUGCAGCGCGUGAGAUUGUUUCGCCGACGGCCGGGGGCGGAUCGGCAUCGUCCGGGAUACUACAACAACCGGGUAGUAGUAGUAGUAGUGUGCCUUUGAGUUCUAAGUACUUGAAGGCAGCACAAGAGUUGCUUGAUGAAGUUGUAAAUGUUGGAAAAUCAAUGAAAAGUACUAGUACUAAUAGUACUGAAGUUGUUAAUGAUGAUGUCAAGAAAUUGAAGAACACAACGAUGACGACAACAACAACGACAACUGAUGUUGAUGGACAAGUAGAUGGGGGAGAGAGUAACAGUAAACAUGAUGGUGUUGCAGUUGCUGGAACAGAGCUAAGUACAGCAGAAAGGCAAGAAAUUCAGAUGAAAAAAGCUAAACUUGUAAACAUGCUUGAUGAGGUGGAGCAAAGGUACAGACUUUAUCAUCAUCAAAUGCAGACAGUGAUACAUUGGUUGGAGCAAGCAGCUGGCAUUGGAUCAGCAAAAACAUAUACAGCAUUGGCUUUACAGACGAUUUCGAAGCAAUUUAGGUGUCUUAAGGACGCGAUAAUUGGUCAAAUACGAUCAGCAAGCAAGACGUUAGGCGAAGAGGAUAGUUUGGGAACGAAGAUUGAAGGUUCGAGGCUUAAGUUUGUUGAUAAUCAGCUAAGACAACAAAGAGCUCUUCAACAAUUGGGAAUGAUCCAGCAUAAUGCUUGGAGACCUCAGAGAGGAUUGCCCGAACGUGCUGUUUCUGUUCUUCGCGCUUGGCUUUUCGAGCAUUUCCUUCACCCUUAUCCCAAGGAUUCAGACAAAAUGAUGCUAGCAAAACAGACAGGGCUAACUAGGAGUCAGGUGUCGAAUUGGUUCAUCAAUGCUCGCGUUCGCCUUUGGAAGCCGAUGGUGGAAGAGAUGUACUUGGAAGAGGUGAAAGAACACGAACAGAAUGGAACGGAUCAAGAAAAGACAAACAAAUUAGGCGAACAGAACGAUGAUUCAACAACAUCGAGAUCCAUUGCUCAACAACAGAAAAGUCCUGGUUCAGAUGUCUCGAAGCAACACAACUCGACUUCAAAAAUGUCAAUGUCGAAUGCCACUUCCAUAUCACCUAUCGGUAUGAGCAUCCGUAAUCAGUCUGCUGCUGGUUUCAACCUCAUCGGAUCACCAGAGAUUGAAAGCAUCGACAUUACUCAAGGAAGUAGUCCGAAGAAACUGAGGAGCAACAACGACAUGUUGCAUUCGCCAAACAUGGAUGUAAAGCCUGAUGAGGACCAAAUGACGAUGAAGUUUGGGGACGAUAGGCAGGACAGAGAUGGAUUCUCACUAAUGGGAGGACCGAUGAACUUCAUGGGAGGAUUCGGGGCUUAUCCUAUUGGAGAAAUCUCGAGGUUUAGCACCGAGCAAUUCUCAGCGCCAUACUCAGCAAGCGGCGCAGUUUCACUCACUCUUGGCUUACCACAUAACGAAAAUCUACCAAUGUCAGCUACACACCACAGUUUCCUUCCCAUUCCCACACAAAACAUCCAAAUUGGUGAAGCAAAUCAUGAGUUUGGUAGCCUAAACACACCAACAUCAGCUCACUCAACAUCAAGUGUUUACGAGAACUUCAACAUUCAAAACAGAAAGAGGUUUGCCGCGCCCUUGUUACCAGAUUUUGUCGCGUGACAAAACAACAGGAAUUAGCAACAGACAACUUCAGUUGCUGAACAACAACAUGCAUUACCGACAGACAACUUCAGUCGCGCUAAAACAAGAACAUGCAUUAGCGAGUAGCGACAGACAACUUAUGUUGCUAAAACAAGAACAGGAAUUAGCGACAGACAACUUCUAUUGUUGAACAACCAAAAAACCGAUGUUUAGUAUAUUGUUUUGGGAAUUAUAUGAUCAUGGUAGUGUAAAGAAUCAAGAAACAACUUUUACAUAGUUACAUAGUCCUAUACAUUGCAGAUGAAGAACCAUUUAAGUUCUUCAAAAAUAGAUAGAUUUUCUAGGCCUAGUUCUAGAAGAUAUAUAUAUAUAUAUGGUUGAGGGUUUGUAUAUUAAUUUUGUUGAUGCAGAUGGCAUAGUUAAAUUGGGCUUGUUAUAUGUUGUUUUGGAUGGUAUAAAAAAAAAAAAAUAAUACUCCAUCCAUUUUUAGCCAA
Molecule: messenger RNA, 3735 nt
Organism: Capsicum annuum
Lineage: Eukaryota; Viridiplantae; Streptophyta; Magnoliopsida; Solanales; Solanaceae
Product: BEL1-like homeodomain protein 1
Exons: 5
Coding region: 1148-3259 (703 amino acids)
Biological process (GO): regulation of transcription by RNA polymerase II
Molecular function (GO): DNA-binding transcription factor activity, RNA polymerase II-specific; RNA polymerase II cis-regulatory region sequence-specific DNA binding
Source: RefSeq, a predicted model, not a curated record